Messenger RNA from Drosophila grimshawi, 1983 nucleotides. It is a transcript of the gene Jupiter, whose product is annotated as microtubule-associated protein Jupiter. Gene Ontology annotation, cellular component: nucleus. The transcript is spliced from 6 exons. Bases 436 to 1059 code for a protein of 207 amino acids. NCBI's taxonomy places the organism in Eukaryota, Metazoa, Arthropoda, Insecta, Diptera, Drosophilidae. The record is from RefSeq and is a predicted model, not a curated record.
UCAGCUUCAUACUGAAGCGCUCACAACGUCAGCUAACGCUUCAGCACACUUUGAAAAACGUUCAUGAAUGGGAAAAUUGAAAAGCACAUAGCUUUCAUUCUUUGCGGUUAAUAAUUCAAGCAAAGUAUCUAAAAAUCAAAACGAACGCAUAUCAUUUCAAAAUAAUUGUAUACGAUAUAAAAACGUGUUACUUGUGACAAAGAGAAUUUUUUGAAAUUAAACCAAAAAUAAAGGUGUGAAUAAGGUCGGUUACUUUGUGAGUGUCCUUAAAAAGUAUAUACAAACAAACGAACAAACAAAAACACACUCACACACACAACAUUUAGGAAAGUUUGCAAAUUCCGUUUAAAAUGUUUUUUGCAAUAAAAAUAAAAUCACCAGACAAUAAAACAUUUAAAACGAUAAAUAUACACAUAACAAAGAAAUACAUUAAGGAUGGCUACUUAUGCUGCAUUUAAACAUGUCGAACUUUACAAUGUCGGCAAAGCCAAAAAGAGGGUGUUGAGGGCCCCAGGUGGCGGGUCAAGUGACAUUUUUGGAUCUGAUAUGCCGCAGACACCACGCAACGUCAAAAAUCGCAUGGCCUCAAAUAUAUUUUCAGCCGAUAAAGAUGCCGCUCAGAAGAACAAUGUACGGCAAGGAGCUCACAGAUUCUAUUUCAUUGGUGAUGCACCGCGGAGGGGCCAAAAACCCGUUGACUCCUAUUCGCGUCUAUUUGGUGAACCGGCACGUCCCAUUACGCCGGGCAAGAAUCACAUGAAGAGCAGCAUUCCAUUUGGACAAAACACAAAUGCCGCACAGCAAUUACUUGCCAACAACAAGGGAAAAUACAAUGGCAAAAGUGGUUCGGUAUCGUCGGCAUCAUCUUCCGUUUCUUCUUCGACUGAGAAUUUAAAAAUUAACGUAGGCAACCGUUCAGAUGGCAAUCCCGUGACUGGUGAGGGCUACAAGGCUGGUGGAAACGAUUAUAUACAACCAACAGCAGCUAUGAACGGCGGGAACCAGGUUAUCAACAAGAAUCGUGUGCCACCCGGCGGAUAUUCAUCGGGUCUCUGGUAAUUACAAAUUAUGGAGACACGAAUGAAAAUCAACAUGGUCGGAUGAAUGUGUGCACAGCAAGAGACAGCCCAACAAACAAAUAUAAUCCCAAGAAAAGCAUAAAAAAGAAAAAAAGAAAAACAAAAAAAAAACAAAAAGAAACGAAAACGAAUCCCCUACUAUCCGCAUAUGCGAAAUUAGCCCUAGCGUUUUUAAUAAUAAGAGCCAGCAACAGAAGAGCAUUACAGCCAACACCACCCAACACCAAUCGAGUCGACAACUGCAUCAAUUCUUAUAUCGAAUAAAACCUUGUUCUUAGUAUUGAAAGCAAAAAAAGAAAAAAAAAAGAGCGCCGCACAAGAUCUAUCUAACUGUAUAAAAUCUUGUUUCGCAAAUGAGGUUAAGCACUUUACUUCACGGAACAUUAUUGCUCAAUGUCGGAUCUUAUCAGCAUUACUAAGCCAAGAAUCAUUAUACACAUAAUACCACACAAAUAUUUGGAAUCACUCUUCAUCAACGCAUGAACCUAAUUGAUUUAUCGCUGUAACCACAAUUAUGUAUGUCCCGUUAAAUCAUCAUCGUCAACCACAAUAUGCAACUAAAUGGAAUACAUAUACGUAUGUAAUACGCUUUAGAAAUUUAAAUGAAUUUGGUUUUUAAUUCUAUCAAGCCUGAAUCCCAAAUGCAUAUUGGCCACAAACAUUACAUAAAAUACCAUACCAUACCACAACUAGCAUUACUUACAUCCAAUAUUAUACUAUUACGAUAUUAAAAUAUAUUAAUGCGUUGUUCAGACCUGUUGUAGGUAAACGAACAAAGACAUACAUUCAUUUCUACGCAUACAUACGUGCAUUAUAUUAAUUCUUUAAUUUACACUUAUGUUUAAAAUCAACACCACAUUUAUAUUUAUAUCAGUGCAUACAACAUACAACAAACACAUACAUA